This is a messenger RNA of Amborella trichopoda, 4026 nucleotides long. The record is from RefSeq and is a predicted model, not a curated record. Lineage: Eukaryota; Viridiplantae; Streptophyta; Magnoliopsida; Amborellales; Amborellaceae.
UUGAAAAUUAAUUUUAUAACCACCAUAAAGAUUUUUUACACUUUCCGGACAAGGGUUUCAGGUGAGCCUUUGUUUUAUUUUCAUAAAGCCUGUGUCUUACAAAAACUUCAUCCUUAAUGAAAUAAGGUAACGUUGUCGAACCAAAAAAAAAAAAAAGUUUGUGGUGUACUCUGCCAUUUAAGAAAACAACUGGGUUCUCAAUGGUCAUUAAACCUGUAAACUUCCAUGCUCAUGGCAACCGUAUAGAUUCAAAAAAUCUGAAAGGCUCUUCAAAUGAGAGGUCCCAUUGAUGAGAUCUCAUCAAAUCAGUUUCUUUGUUUCACCUUUAUCUCUCCUCCUGAAACACACAGAAAGGAGCCAUUCUUUUCAAACUCCACUCUCCCACUACAAAUUGAUAAGAUUUUCUUCAUUUUCUCCUCACAAGAGCCUGAUCCAUGUUCCAAAAACGACUCAGAAAAAAUGGGGUUUGCCAGUUUACAAAGAGGCUAGAGUUUCAGAUAUUUUGGAGAUUCUAGAACCUGUGAAAAGCAUGUUUCUCUCUCCUGAUUUUCACUUUCUUUCAGAUCUUUUGCCUUGUUAUGUUACUUCUUUGAAGAAAUGCAUAGAGGUAGAGGACUGUGUAAAGGGUAGAAGCAUUCAUACUCAUGUGUUUAAGAUGGGUUUUCAAGCUGAAAUAGUACUAUCAAAUGUGCUUUUGGAUAUGUAUGGUAAAGCUGGUUUGAUGACAGAGAUGCAUCAGUUAUUUGAUGAAAUGCCCACACAAGACUUGAUUUCAUGGUCCACUGUAAUUUCUAGGUGUACCCAUAAUGGUUUUAGCAUAGGUGCUCUGGAGCUCUUUGAGAAAAUGUAUAAUAGUGGGUUGAAGCCCAACCAGUUUGUUUUUGCAUCAAUGGUAAAAGCGUGCGCGGACCAUGGCGUAUUGGAUAUUGGGUGUAAAAUUCAUGGCCAAAUAAUAAAAACUGGCUUUUGUUGUGAUGGGUUUCUAGAGAUAGGCCUACUUGACAUGUAUGCUAAAUGUGGUUCUGUAAAAGAUUCACUUUUGAUCUUCAAUUUGAUGUCUAAGAAGGAUUGCUUGGUUUCUUGGAAUUCCAUUAUUUCUGGUUUGGUUCAUAAUGGAUUUGUCGAUGAAGCUUUCUCUCUCUAUAAGGAGAUGAAUUACAGGGGUUUGCUUCCCGACAUUGUGACAAUGAGAAUUGUUUUAAGUGCAGGAGUCAUAUUAGGAUUGAAGAGUUUUUGUGAAACUCUGCAAGGUUAUAUUAUCAAAACUGGGUUGGAUUCUGAUGAUGUUCUGGUUAUAGAGCUUCUGAAAUUGCAGGCUAAGCUUGGGGAGGUAGCAAACAUGCGCAAGCUUUUCGAGACAAUGAAAAACCCAGAUUUGAAUACAUUUUCGGUGCUUGUAUCAGGAUAUCUGCAUAAUGGAUAUCAAGAAGAAGCUGUGAAAGUGACUAGAAAAAUGCGAAUUUUCGGGUCAAAACCAAACCAAGGAGCUCUGAUUAGUCUCCUUGGCCUGUGUCUUAGCUUGGAAGAGGGUGCCCAAAUCCAUGCUUAUGUAUCAAAAACCAGAUGGAAAUCCGAUGUUUCCAUUGCCAAUGCACUAAUCACCAUGUAUGCCAAAUGUGGAAGCGUGAGCUCUGCUAAUAGGAUUUUUUUUCAAAUGGGUGAUAAAGAUUUGGUUUCAUGGACAGCCAUUGUAUCAGGUCACCUUAGAAACAAGCAGUUUAAAGAGGCUUUCAAACUCCUCAGCUAUUUUGGGGAAACAGGGAUCAAUUUAGACCAGCAUUUUAUUGCCACUAUUAUUGGAGCCUGCACGACUUUACAAGCUAUAAAGCAAGGGGAGCAAAUUCACACUCUUGCGCUAAAACUAGGAUUUGGGUUCAAUAUCUUUGUGACGAAUUCUCUACUUAACAUGUACAUAAAUUUUGGGCAUAUCAAAAGAGCCCAAAAACUCUUCUUCCUCAUGCCCUUUCAUGAUGUGGUUUCACUAAAUGUCAUGAUCUCAGGGUAUUGCAGGAAUUCCUGGCGCAAGGAAGCCUUGGACCUCUUAUCCUUGGAGUAUCGGAGAGGCUUAAUUCCCGAUCAGUUUACUUUUGCCACCAUACUUGGUGCCUGCACAAAUUUGAAGUCUAGAACAUGGGGUGAAUUGAUCCAUUCUUGCAUCAUAAAAACAGGGUUUGGGAUCGAUAUUAUACUAGGGAAUUCCAUUAUCAACUUUUAUAUUAAAUGUGGUGACAUAAAAUGUGCUUGGAGAAACUUCAAAGCCAUGCAAAGGAGGGAUUCAGCUUCUUGGGAGAUGAUUAUAUCUGGAUAUGCGAGAAAUGGAAAUGGUAAUGAAGCCUUGAGAUUGUUCAGAGAGAUGCACCGCUAUGGCAUGCGAGCCAAUCGACUGGCCUUAAUCUCUGUACUUAAGGGAUGCGCAAGCUUAGCCACUGCCUUGAAACAAGGCUCAUGCAUCCAUGCACGGGCUGUGCAUUUAGGGCUCGAGCUAGAUGCUUCAGUGGGGGAUGCCCUCAUUGACAUGUAUGCAAAGUGUGGGAGCAUAAUAGACGCAAUGGCUAUGUUUAAGAAGAUACCUGUAAGGAGCAUGGUGUCUUGGAACACUAUAAUUACUGGCUAUGCCCAACAUGGUUAUGCUAAGGAGGCAUUGGAUUUGUUUGAAGAGAUGAAGAAAGAAGGAAUAAAACCUGAUCAUAUUACUUAUGUAGCUGUUUUAUCAGCAUGUAGUCACGUGGGUAUGGUAGAAAGAGGGAGAUUUUACUUCCAUUCAAUGAGUAAAGACCAUGGGUUGAUUCCAAUGGAAGAGCAUUAUACAUGCAUGGUUGACAUUCUUAGUCGAGCAGGAAGGCUCGAGGAGGCCCAUGGCUUCCUUAAUGAUAUGCCAAUGGAGCCAAGUGGUUUGAUGUGGAGGACUCUUUUAGCAGCUUGUGGAACCCAUGGGAACACAGAGUUGGGUAUUAAAGCAGCUAGAAUGGUUGUCAAUGGGGACGAUUCUGCAAUGAAUAUAUUGGUGUCUAACAUAUAUGCCAUUGCAGGAAGGUGGGUUGAAGUAGAAACACUAAGGAGUGGAAUGAGGGGGAGGGGGAUAAUGAAAAGGGAGCCUGGUUAUAGUCGGAUAGAGGUAAAGGAUGGAGUGAAGGCAUUUCUUGUAGAGAACACUGUGAGCCCAAUUGAGCAAGAUUUGCUGCAAAAGAAACUUUAGCUUUCUUGAAUAUUUAGAAUAAUCUCUUAUCUUGUUGGUGCUCCCACUCUCCCACCCAAGAAUUGACAAGUUAUUCAGAGACACCCCAAAAAGCCAAAACCUAGACUAUUGGAGAAGCUGCCAUUGUCCAGUGCUUUCACUUCAUGGGUAAUUUUGGUGAAUUACUUCUUAAUUCAUUUCCAUUGUCCAGACUUGUACUUAUUGGAACUCCCUACUAUCGCUCCCUCUGAAAAACAUUGGGUCUUCUUGGUGCUACCCUUGCACUAAUAUUGCAAUAGGGAUAAUAAUUGUCCUCUAAAGCUAGCUUGGGUAGCUACGAUUUCAGCCUUUAGGACAAGAGCAUUUAUCAUGCUGUAAGUGCAUACCAAUCAAUCCUUAGAACAUUUGAGAGGACAAAUUGUUCAAAACCCGGAAGGGAUGUCCCAUUCUGUUUCCUUGAAUAACAGGAGGUGAAUCAACUAAAUACUGCCAUGUCGGCUUGAGAUUUUUUCUCUGAUGGUAUAUUGAGAAGUUCAGGCAGUGCCAACUGCAUGCUCCAUCACCCGACUCCGCCGCGGUACCCUUCCACAGGCACCCCGUGCCAGCUAGGAGAGGUGCUAGUACCCCCCGUGGCAGGGGCUGCACGGCUACUGACACACGGUCGACCCCUCCUCACUUGCAUUCUUCAGUUGAGUGCUGCACAUUGGACAAGGGUGUCUGUGGCCAGUGGUACUUGUAUGUCUAUAUGUACACCUCUCGGACAUGAUAAUGCUUAAGCUUUUGUUUCAUGUGCCUAGAAGAAUGAGAGAACAAUUAGCGUUGCUGUAGAGCACUUGCUGCAGUAUUUUGCA